AUGGCGGCUGCUAUGAACGGUGUUUUUCAGAAAUCCCUGCAAGAAAACAUAAAAAAAUGCAAACUAUUGAUGGUCGGCGCAGGAGGAAUUGGUUGUGAGCUGCUAAAGAAUCUGGUUCUGACAGGAUUCAAUGAUAUUGAAUUGAUUGAUUUGGAUACCAUUGAUGUCAGCAACCUUAACAGACAGUUCUUGUUUCGGAAAGAACACGUGGGAAAGUCAAAAGCAGAGGUUGCUAAAGAAAGUGCACAAAGGUUCAAUCCAAGUGCCAACAUUGUUGCACACCACAGCAGCAUAUUCAACUCAGAGUUUGGUCUCGACUUUUUCAAGCAGUUUACAAUAGUCCUGAAUGCACUUGACAACAGAGCGGCACGGAACCAUGUUAAUCGAAUGUGUCUGGCAGCAGAUGUACCAUUGGUAGAGAGUGGCACUGCCGGUUAUCUUGGCCAGGUGACUGUUAUCAAAAAGGGACUGACGGAAUGCUAUGAAUGUCAGCCAAAGCCGACCCAAAAAACCUUCCCAGGAUGCACCAUCAGAAAUACUCCAUCAGAACCCAUCCACUGUGUGGUCUGGGCCAAGCAUCUCUUCAAUCAGUUGUUUGGCGAGAAUGACCCAGAUGAGGAUGUUUCUCCAGAUACAGAGGACCCUGAACUUGCAGCUGAAGCGGGCAAGGCAGCACUGGCUGCUGAUGCAAACAGUGAUGCUAUUGGAGGGAUCACUCGCAAGUCCACACGAGCCUGGGCUCUGGAGACUGACUACAAUGCACAUAAGAUUUUCAACAAGUUAUUCCGAGACGAUAUCAAAUACUUGCUUUCCAUGGAAACACUCUGGAGAAAGAGAAGGCCACCCCAGCCGUUAGACUACGAUAAUUUACCUGGCAAAGGAGAAACGGUGAACUCUUCAGUGAUGAGAGAUCAGCGUGUGUGGUCAGUCCAGGAGUGUGCCGAUGUGUUCACCCAGUGCCUGGAAGCUCUGAAAGCUGAUCUAGCUGCACGAGGAGAGGAAGGGAUUUUGAUCUGGGAUAAGGAUGAUCAGCACGCCAUGGACUUUGUGGCCUGUGUGGCCAACAUCAGAGCCCAUGUGUUUGGCAUUCCACUGCAGUCCAGGUUUGGAAUCAAAUCCAUGGCUGGCAACAUCAUUCCCGCGAUUGCAACCACCAACGCCAUCAUUGCUGGGGUGAUUGUGAUGGAAUCGCUCAAGAUUUUGGCCGGCAACAUCUCCAAGUGCAAACAGGUUUACUUAAACCGAGUUCCCAAUAACCGCAAGCGUCUGCUGGUGCCUUGUGUCCUUGACCUGCCUAACCCCAAAUGUUACGUGUGUUCGGCCAAGCCAGAAUGCACUGUUGUGCUCAACACCACCAAGACCACAGUCAGAGCAUUCCAGGACAAGGUUCUCAAAGGUCACUUGAACAUGAUUGCGCCUGAUGUAGAAAUCGAUGAUGGAAAAGGAACCAUCAUUAUUUCCAGCGAGGAGGGAGAAACGGAAGAAAACAAUGACAAGUUUUUGUCAGACUUUGCCAUCGGCAACAACACCAGACUCAAGUGUGACGACUUCCUGCAGAACUAUAAUCUCAACAUAACUGUGGCUCACGUGGAGAAGCUGGAUGAGGAGAAGGAGUUUGAAGUGGUUGGAGAUUUGUCAGACUUUCAUCCAAAGGAGUCUACAUCUACAACAGCAGCUAAUGGAGGCGAUGACGCUGAUGAUCUAAUUCUGAUGGAGAGUGAAGAUACUGCUGUCACUGAAACCACACAGACAGGCCGCAAGCGACUGGCUGAGCCACAUGAUGAUGAUGAUGGCCAGUUGGUGAAGAAGAAAAGGCUGUUAGAUGUAGGAGGCAGUGGCGAUGUGGUGGAGAUAUCUUGA
Messenger RNA from Candidula unifasciata, 1860 nucleotides. NCBI's taxonomy places the organism in Eukaryota, Metazoa, Mollusca, Gastropoda, Stylommatophora, Geomitridae. The record is from the annotation of a GenBank genome assembly.